ACCAUUGACGUCAUAGGGUGGCACAUGCGCCCUAGAUAGCGUCGCCAUUAUUCGCGAAGGGGAGUGAGAAUCUUGAAUAACACAACGCGGCACGCUGUUACAGCGGGCAGACGUAUCGCAGAUCCGAGCAGAAGACAAAUAACGCGGGAACUCGACCCCGUUCGCGAUGGCAGCGAUGUGGUUCCUUACGCUCGCGUUAGUCCUCGUGAGUUCGUCUCACGUGCUCGCAGCUCCAGCGCACACAGGCAAUGACGGAUCGAGCGGCAAAUCGGACGUACCAGUGGAGCAACUUGAAAAACUAAAAAUGGCUGAGUCCGGUAAGGAAGGGGAGAUGAAUAGCGAGCACGUAGAAUAUCACCGACUUGAUGCAGUACAAGCCAACGGGGAACUAGUUUCAAGGCUAGAACAACAUGCAUCAGCUGACGCAGUAGGGAAUGAGAAGCCGCAUGUGCACGCUCAGGCGCAGCUUGACGUGCCCUCUGAAGGUGUUCAUCGCGUGCUUGUACAAGAUGGCGGACAUGUGAGCGUGCAUGACGCGACUGUACCCACUACCGCGGCGAGUGAGGAAGUUACUACGAAGGUAUUCCACGGGGCCGCUCGCCUGGUACAGCCGGGACAAGCAACCAACGUUCCGACGGGCCCCCACACGGCUGUGCGAAGAGCUUUCAACGCAGACAUUACCAAGGAAACUAAGAAUAACAUGGAUCAUUACGCCGCAUACUCGGGCGUCCAGUACUCUCCCCUAGAUAUGGCGGAGUACGUUUUCUGGACAGGAGACGAGCGAGGCGUAACUACGGCUAUUGAGGCUUUUCUUCAGGAAGGAAUGAUGUCAAAGGAAGAGGCUAUCGGCUUUCUACAAGAGAUCAAAUUCAACAUUGAUUACCUGCGAGCGCACUAUUCUCAGAAUUUGAGGGCAGCCGAGGAGAGCGCUCAACAGGAGAAGUUGAGGAGCAUGCUUAUAGAGCAAGCCGAAGCGAAGGAAUACCCAUACCGCACCAGCAGCCCAUCUCUCCAGUCGUUCCCAUUCGGCAGCAGCCCCGACAUCAUCCGAACGAUUGCCAACAAGAACUGGGAGCUGAGCAACAAUCUGUCGCCCGUCCCAGCUUUGCCCGUCAGUAGUGAUCUGCGGCCCGAAGCUAUGAAGAGGACCUACGAUCCUAUGAUGCAGCAGAGCAAUUUGAGAGCACAAGAAUACGAGCGUGACGGCCAAUUCGCUGACGAAGAGUAUGAAGAAAUUAUGGAGAAAUUGAAUAAGCCAACUAGCAUCCCAUACAAUGAAUACACGCUGGAAGAGAUUAUUUAUCAGCUGGCCAAGAUGAUGUUUUCUCAGUCUUUAUCACGAGACCCUGCUUCCGCGCGGUCGGCUACUCGACGAUUCAUGGCCUUCCUUGAGCUUCAGGCGGAGAGGGGACAACUUUCGCGCACUAUUGAGAAGAAAGUACUUGACUUAAUGAUCGCAGCUCUGACGGACACAAUAAGCGAUCACCCGGAGUACCUGUCGUCCCGCGACGCGAUGGCCGCCACCCAGGCUAAUAGGUUUAUGGGACAUUACUACGACAUCAAAACAGAAAAGCCGAACCUGUCUCGUGAAAUUCUUACUGCGUACAAAAACGAGCUUCUGAAAGGCCAAUCACACCACACGACGGGUUACCCAGAAAAUUAUCAAUAUUAAUACUUACACAACAUAAAUAACUGCGAAGAUAUGACACUUAUUUAGUUAAGAAAGCUUUUGAGAAUAUAUAUUGAUUGGAGAUUGCAUUUUACACAAAACAAACGUUAUGUAUAGUUCCUCAGUUACGAAGCUAAAAUUUUAUAAAUUAAAGAACUCUCAUUAUAAUUUUAAAGUUAUCCAUUAUAAGUUGUAUUUAUAAUUAAAAUAAAUAUGAUAUGUGGUGGUAUAUUGUAUAUCUCAGUUUACUCAGUAUAUAGCUAAUUCGAGUGCCACAAAGUCCAAAUAAACUUUUUGUAUUAAUAGAUUUUAUAUGUAGUGUCGUAUCUUCGUAAGCCAGCUUAGUACAUAUUUCAUACCUAUGUCUAGGUGUUCCUUAGAUAGUUCACGCAUUUAUUGUCCCGUCAUAUCCUAAUCUUCUUGUAUACUCAUAUAAUAAUCGAAAUAAAUGUAUAAUAAUCCUGAAGUUAACAAAAAGAAACACUUGAUCUCUUAUACUUUUAAAGCAGCCAAUAUUGUUUUUAACUUAGUAUUAAAAGUUAAACGUGUUAAGGUAGGUUAGUAAUGUGAAAUAUAUUUUAUGAAAUUUCAAUCCCAACCUUGAAAAAAAAUCUAUAUUUAUAGGUUGACUUAAAGUUGACCAGAUUAGGUAAGAUGUAAGACCAUUUAAUGUCUGAUGUUAGGAGAGAGAGGCCUAUGAUUGGCAGACAAAGUAAAUAACAGUGAUGAUCUCUGCCCCUUCCCUUUGAUGUCAAAGUCUAAAAGACUAUUUAAGUUGCGUAGAGACGAGUCUAAAAUCCUCUAUUGUAUACCCCAAGAGACUUAUUACAGUAUCAUAAAUAUAUUACAUCAAUUAAAUUAUAAAAUCUAAGUACCUACCUACAUUAUAAAGGUAAAUAUCUGUUAGCUUUGCAUGUAAGACAUUCUCGUUUAGCUUGAUUUGUUGUAGAUGAAUAUAAGUGCUAAAUGUAAGAUAAUAUUGAAAUAUAUUUAAUAGUUAGUAUAAUAUUCCUUCAUAUUUUUCUACCAAAUAUUCUAAACCUUUUCAUUGCCACGCUGUGCAAAAAAAUUGGCUUGUUUGCAUUUCAAACAAAUAAAGCUCUGUUAUGAUACAAUGACAUUUUACAAUUUCUUUGCAGUAACUACUAGUUUCCAUGUUGACAUUGAUGCAUAAGCGUGGCGGUGAAAAGAAGGUACUUCAAUGUGCAAUGUUGUGUUCCCUUGGAAAAAACAAGAGCUUACAUGCAUCAUCAAAGAACCACAAAGAAAUGCAUAUCAAUACUAAAAAACAUAUCUAUAGACAAAAAUAUUUAAAAAAAUAAACAUUUAUUUGUAUAUGAGGUGUAAAACGACGAAAAUAGCUUUGGAUAUCGAGUUAAAAAUAAAUAUAGGUGCUAUGUGAAGGAAAGUACAGAAGGGUGUCAAAUCAUACCUAAAACCGUACUGAUUAUCAGGAAGUAUAGCACGUAAUUUUUAUAUAAAAAAUAAAGGAACGAACACACAGCAUUGCACAUUUCAAAUCUUUCAACUUUCAGCUGCAUACCAAAUCUAUUAAUGUUUAAGUAACUGUAUGUAUAGUUUAGAACUGUGACUUUCAAUUUAAAUCACAAGAAUCACGUUCUAUAUCUUAAGACUUACAUUAUAUUCAGCAUUGUCGGUAUAUUAGUGGUUAGCAAAAUUUAUUAUAUUUAUAUUAUUCUUUGAAAUAUAUUGUGGAUUUAAUAAAAAAUGUUUUAAUGUCA
Helicoverpa armigera (cotton bollworm) is the source of this 3411-nucleotide messenger RNA. RefSeq lists its product as uncharacterized. The record is from RefSeq and is a predicted model, not a curated record. NCBI's taxonomy places the organism in Eukaryota, Metazoa, Arthropoda, Insecta, Lepidoptera, Noctuidae. The transcript has 14 exons. Bases 167 to 1672 code for a protein of 501 amino acids.